AUGGGGUUACAUGGCGACUUCAUGGGAUCGUAUGAAGCAGAUAAGAAUCUCCUCGACCUUCAUGGGCUAUGUGGAUCUUAUCCAUUUUCCUUGGAUUCCUGUUUAUUGGGAGGGGGUAUUCUCUUGUCCCGUUGUGUGUUUAAGAAAAAUCAGAUUGAGUCUAGGGCAUCAAAGAAUGGAAACAUAUUCUCGAUAUGGAAUUAUGACGGACAUAUUGCAUAUGAAGACAUCAUUGAAGCAACCGAGGAUUUUGACAUCAAAUAUUGUAUUGGAACUGGUGGUUAUGGUAGUGUUUACAAAGCUGAAUUACCAAGUGGAAAUGUAGUUGCCUUAAAGAAACUUCAUCAGAGAGAGGCAGAGAAUCCAGUUUUUUGUAAGAGUUUUAUAAAUGAGGUGAGGGUGUUAACAGAGAUUCGACAUCGAAAUAUAGUGAAGCUGCAUGGGUUCUGUGUACAUAAAAAAUGCAGAUUUUUAAUUUAUGAGUACAUAGAAAGGGGAAGCCUAUUUUGUGUCCUAAGAAAUGUUGAUGAAGCUAUGGAACUGGAUUGGAGCAAGAGGAUAAAUAUUAUCAAAGGCACAGCACACGCCUUAUCUUACAUGCAUCAUGAAUGCAUCCCAACAAUUGUUCAUAGAGAUAUAUCAACCAACAACAUUUUGCUUAACUCUGAAUUGCAAGCUAUUAUCUCUGACUUUGGAACUGCUAAACUCCUUGAUCCUGACUCCUCCAAUCAAACAUUGGUUAUUGGCACUUAUGGUUACAUUGCCCCAGAGUUUGCCUACACAAUGUCAGUUACUGAAAAAUGUGAUGCAUAUAGCUUUGGAGUGGUAGCACUAGAAGUAUUAAUGGGAAGGCAUUCGGGAGAACUCUUAUCCUCAUUAUCAUCAUCAUCAUCAUCUCAAAACAUGAUGCUAAAUGAAAUUUUAGACCAACGCCUACCACCUCCAGAUCGUCUAAUUGGACAAGAUAUUUUGCUUGUUGCUACAAUAGCAUUUGCAUACCUCCACACUCAGCCAAAGUCUCGGCCUACAAUGAAAUGUGUGUCACAAGAAUUUCUCUCUCGUAAGAAGCCAAAUUUCAUACCCUUGACUACGGUUUCACUCCUGCAACUGAGGAUACAAGCAACAUAUAUGGUUGGAUCAGGAUUUGCUUAUGUUUAGGGUGUUUUGUGUGCAGUCAAUGUGUCGUUUACAUUUCUCGAUCCUUUUUCAAGAAAAAUAUUAUUUGUAAGCAUUUCAAAUCACCCCAUAAACCUGAAAAACCCACUUUUCAAGAUUGGAAGCGGCUGAAACAGAAUGGGGCUAGUGUGUUUGUAUAAGAUAAGUGUGCAAAUAUAAAGUAGAAGUGAAUUAAGUAAAAUCUCAUAGAGAAUUUCAGCAGAUUCAUCAUUUCUUCUUCAUGAACAACAAGCUUUUAGAAUAUUUGUGAUAUCAGGAUCAUCCCCAGCUUGUUUGUCUUGCUAAAAAAGAAAUAAACAAAUUUUACAUUUAGUUUGAGUAGUACCUAGCAUAAGAGCUCAAAACUUUAAAGCCUUGAGUGGAGUCUUUCAAUUCUCCUCUCUGAUCUUAAUUGUAUAAGAAAUUAUAUUUAGAUAAGGUUACAGAAAGUGUAAAAAUAUACUUGUUAACUUUUCUAUGCGUUAGGAAAAAAAGGAAACCAUUGAUCAAUAACAAAUAUAUGACAAUGAUCAUAUUGAUGAUUAACUGUGUUCUGGGCAUGAGGACAAAAGUGAAAGGGGACAGGCUAUGAUGAGGAACUUAUUACCUUGUGAAUGUAUGAGAUGUUAGUUUUACUAGGACCUGCAAUUAUAAUCAAAGUUUUGAAUCCCAUUCCGGCGGUCGUUCCGUUUGAAGUAAUGCAAAGGAAUAUUUCGGUACCGGUCCGUUUUGAUAUACCAUUUCGGAAUUGUUGUUAUAUAAAAAUAUAUAUAUAUAUAUAAUUUAUAUUAUAAAAUAAUAUCAAUACAAGUCUUAACAUACUUUACCAACAUAAUCAUAUACGGUUCUGGGGGUUGGGCGGUAUCCGAUAGAGAGAGAAAGUCUUCCUUCUCCCUAGAAAGCUUAUCAGAAAACCUUCCCAGAGGGAGGUGGGAGCCUCGGCUCCUCCCUCCCUCCCCUCUUUAGUUUUCAUGCUUUUUCCGUUUUCUUCCUUUUUUUUUUUUUUUUGUCGGUUUUUUUGGUUUUCUUGUUUUGGUUUAGUUCCAGUCAGUGCUUGGGGGUUAUGGUGGCUUAAGGGUGACAGGUUCUUGCUCUCUAGCUAUGGCGCCGCCUUGAGGAGAGGAACAUCCGUAGCCAAAGAAGACAAAGGCAUGGUGGUCCCGCUGUGUGAGAGGCUGGCUAUCCUGUUUUGAUGGCGCAAGGUUGACGACGAUGGACUAAGGCGAGGCAGGGCUGCUAGUCGAUGAGAGGCGUGCUGCUCUGUUUUGAAAGAACGGAGAGUUGGUGGUACGAAUAGCGACUCUGGGUCAUGUCGGAAAGGCUUCGUGGUGCUCUCCAUGCUUCGUGGUGGCGGCACAGUAGCUCAUGUACUGCACAACAGUAGAAAAGAAAGGAGGAGGGCUCCGUUGUGCUCCUUCAGCUUUGCUUUAAUGUAUAAUGUUGUGUUUGGAGCCGUGAGCUUGGAGGAGAACUCUGCACUUGGUGGUCUCUGCACUUGCUUGGAGGGAGAACGCGGCACGGAGAGGGAGCAGUUGGAAUAAGCGAUGAAACCCUAAGUGGCUCUCCCAAUGGGCUGAGCUUUUGUUUGGGCUGGGCUGGGCUUCAGCCCAUGUAUUUUUAGUUUGCUCAGUGUAUCACUUGUUUUUGAAGGUUUUUCUUGUAUUUUCGGUUAUUUAGUUUGUUUUAGGUAGUAGUAGGAAACAGUCUCUAGGACCGAGGGUCCAUAGAGUUUUGUACUCCACUCCAUGGGAGGGGGAGUUGUGUGGACUGUCUUAGACGGUAGUCUAAGACAGAGUUAAGUCUCUCAGACGAUUAGUCUGGAGGUCUGUCUCUCAGACUGUUAGUCUGAAGGCAUUGGACAAGACCCUGUCAGCUGCAAAGAAAUUUGUGGGCUGGAGAGCGAGAAAAUAUUAGAAUUUGAUUUGUAUUUUACAGGUCAAAAGUUGUAAUUGUCCGCUUCAUUAAUGAAUGGAACAGUGUUUCACCUUUAAAAAAAAAACAUAAUCAUAUACGGAAUAUAAAUCACUUAGCACUACUUACUCCUGGAGUAGUAGUUUCAGUCAUUCCCAGUCAAGUCUCAAUCCAAAUGAGUUUAUUUUUUACUAAGUUGAAGCCUAACUACAAUAGAUAGAUAAAUAUUACUUACAUUAAAAAUCAUUGUAAUUUGAUUAGUAUGAUCCAAAAAAUUAAUAUACAUUGUUGUUUUAUGAAAAUAUAUUAACAACACUAGAUAGCAAGUUUACAAAUUUUCUCAAAAAAGAAAACGAAAAAAAAAAAGAAACCGUUGUCUGAAAAGUAGAGACAUUGACCAAUCAAAUUAAGUUUAGAAAGAGUACAGUGAGCACCUACCUCUCGCCCGCUGUCCCAAACAUGAUUUAUAAAUAUUUCGGACUGGAAUGCUUGUUUCAGCCAAAAUGCUAGAAUCUGGCUGGAAUGGACUGGAAAAUACCAAAACAGCCGGAGUUUAGUCCGGAACGGAAUAGUCCAUUACACUGUACCGAUCACUAUUCCAGUACGAAAAGUUCCAGCCAGAACGGAACGAAAUUAAAAACUUUGAUUUUGUGUUGCUGUAAAAUAGUCGAGAAAAAAAAAAUCAUUUGCAGCUGGCUCUAUUUGCCGCAAUUGAUUUUCGCCACAAAAGGUUUGUUUUUGCAGCAGGUCUUGUUGCAGCGACAAAAGGUCCCAGCAAAAAGAUUAGUUUGUGGCCUUUCUUCUCUGCUACUGGAAAGAACAACCUGAUACGGUAAAAAAACACUUUUAGCUGCUAAAUUUCAAUCGCCGGAAAUGAAUUUAGCCGUAAAUACUACUUUUUCUUAUAGCUGGACUUCGCAAUAACACUCAUAAUAUUAAUUGUCUUAUUACUAAUCAAAAACAUCAGUUGGCUUAUUAGUUUUCAUGAGCAUAUCAUAAAUGGAUGGUUGAUUGUAUUAUAUUUUUCAUCAUAUUCUGGUAUUUUUGUCACUUUUAGAAGACAGUGUUUCAGGUGAAGGUGCUUGGAAAGGAUAUUCAUCAAUCUCAAAUAUCAUCAUUUGAUUGCUAGCUUUCAUCGACUUCAAGUUGUCAAAAU
Molecule: messenger RNA, 4222 nt
Organism: Carya illinoinensis
Lineage: Eukaryota; Viridiplantae; Streptophyta; Magnoliopsida; Fagales; Juglandaceae
Product: MDIS1-interacting receptor like kinase 2-like
Exons: 3
Coding region: 1-1158 (385 amino acids)
Biological process (GO): protein phosphorylation
Molecular function (GO): protein kinase activity; ATP binding
Source: RefSeq, a predicted model, not a curated record